AUGGCAGAGGCUAUCCUCAUCCUACGCAUCAUCAAGACCAUUGUAGGGUUGCUUGGGAUGCUCGGAAACGGUCUGGUGUGCGUUGUCAUCUACAGGAACAGCUUCAUGCACACACUGACCAACGCGUUCAUCGCAAACCAGGCUGCCCUGGACUGUCUGGGCUCCUUGAUGCUCAUACUCACCAGUAACAUCGUGGUGAUCAGCCCGCUCCCUGACACCACUUGGUACCACUUCCUCUGCCACAUGUGGCUCUCCAAUCUCUGGCUCUGGGUUUUCUUCACCUCAUCCACCGUGAACCUGAUGUCUUUGACUUUUGAAAGGUACAUUGCCAUCGUCUAUCCCUUCCACUACCACAGCCUGUACACGACCAAGUUUGUCAAGGGCACACUGGUCGUGAUUUGGUUGUCCGGUCUCGCCCUCGACGGGGCGUAUACGGCAGCGAUAAACACCUUCGAAGACGGGCAGUGUUUUUACAACUCCUCGGUUGCAUCCCGCACGGCCGGUAUCGUCUUCAUCCUUGUGAAGUUCUUCAUACCCGCAGUCUCCAUGCUGUUUGUGUACACGCAUAUCACCGUGGAGCUCAAACGAAGCGCCAGGCGAGUGGGAGGUGUUACCGUACCAACCGUAUCUGCGUCCGGGACCUCAGCGGCUAACAACAACAUCGAGAACCAGGAACAGUCCCUACUCCGUGCCCGCCGAAACACCUUCAAGACGCUCUUCAUGGUCUUCAUCACCUUUCUGGUCUGUUGGACUCCGAACCAGGUCAUCUUCUUCAUGUUCAACUUCGGCUGGAGCCUGGAUUUCAACGGAGCCAUCUACAUCAUUUCUGUGUCCAUGGUAGCUUUCAACUCGUGCGCGAAUCCUUUUAUUUAUGCCUUCAAGUACAAGCAAUUCAGGCGAGGAUUCCUUGUGACGAUUGGCAAGACUGGACGGGCAGAUCAGCAUCACUCAACGACUGGUACUACACGCAGUACUGUAGCCUGA
Molecule: messenger RNA, 984 nt
Organism: Asterias rubens (European starfish)
Lineage: Eukaryota; Metazoa; Echinodermata; Asteroidea; Forcipulatida; Asteriidae
Product: beta-1 adrenergic receptor-like
Exons: 1
Coding region: 1-984 (327 amino acids)
Biological process (GO): G protein-coupled receptor signaling pathway
Cellular component (GO): membrane
Molecular function (GO): G protein-coupled receptor activity
Source: RefSeq, a predicted model, not a curated record